UCCAGUUCUUCCUGCAUGAUUUUGAAAACAGUUUCUUCCCGUCACCACAGAACACGUGACUUACUUGAGUGUUUUACUGGUAUCAAAAAUCACCUCCAUUGUUAAAGAUUGAUGUCUGGGCUUGUGUGAAGAGGGACCAACUGCAGUAUCAGCUUGAUCUGUCUGAGGACGUGUUGCAGAGGGAUCCAGGACUCAGCUGAUGCUUUGCUACAUCUUUACUGCAAUACCAGCCAGAGAGGCUGAGAGAUCAGCAUUGGUGUAUGGAAAAGGGAAAUCUGUCCAGAAGGAAUAAAGGAUCUGAUGUGCUUUCAAUUGGAGGGUCAUUAUGCUGCUGCACCUGUGUAGUGUUAAGAACUUGUACCAGAACAGGUUUCUAGGCCUGGCAGCCAUGGCUUCUCCUUCCAGGAGCUCUCAGAAUAGGCGGCGAUGUAAAGAGCCCAUGCGCUACAGCUACAAUCCGGAGCAGUUUCACAAUGUCGACAUUCGCAACGGUGCCCAUGAAGCCAUCACCCUCCCAAGGUCCAACAGCGACACAGACCUGGUUACCUCCGACAGCCGCUCCACUCUCAUGGUUAGCAGCUCAUUCUAUGCCAUUGGUCAGUCACAUGACCUCGUCAUCUGCUGGGAUAUCAAGGAAGAAGUGGAUGCCGGAGACUGGAUUGGAAUGUACCUUAUAGAUGAGGUUCUUUCUGAAAACUUCCUGGACUAUAAAAACCGAGGAGUCAACGGCUCUCACAGGGGCCAGAUCGUGUGGAAGAUCGAUGCCAGUUCUUACUUUGUGGAACCUGAAACGAAAAUCUGCUUUAAGUAUUAUCAUGGAGUGAGUGGAGCUCUGCGUGCUACAACUCCCAGCGUCACAGUGAAGAAUCCCUCGGCUCCCGUGUUCAAGCCCAUCGCCAGUGAAGAAGCCUCACAGAGCCAAGGGAGUCGGAGACUGAUCAGCUUCUCCCUGUCAGAUUUCCAAGCUGUGGGGCUGAAGAAAGGCAUGUUCUUCAACCCUGACCCUUACCUGAAGAUUGCCAUCCAGCCUGGGAAGCACAGCAUCUUCCCAGCUCUGCCCCACCAUGGCCAGGAGAAGAGGUCCAGCAUCAUGUGCAAUACCAUCAACCCGGUCUGGCAGAGAGAGCAAUUCAACUUUGUUUCACUGCCCACGGACGUGCUGGAGAUAGAGGUGAAGGAUAAGUUUGCUAAGAGCAGACCAAUCAUCAAGCGCUUCCUGGGAAAACUGUCCAUGCCAGUACAGAGGCUCCUGGAAAGACAUGCAAUAGGUGACAGGGUUGUGAGCUACACACUGGGCAGGAGGUUGCCGACAGACCAUGUAAGUGGACAGCUGCAGUUCAGAUUUGAGAUAACAUCGUCCAUUCAUCAAGAUGAUGAAGAAGUCUCCAUUAGCACUGAGCCAGAGUCUGCGGUUGCCCAGGAAGAUCAAGCAGAGGACUUGGUUACAGAUUCUUGCUGUGAACCUCAGACUGACGAUAACUUGAACAUGGAGCCCAACGACCCAGAGCAGAUAAACCAGAGUGACAGAGCCUCUCUUGGCGCUGGCUCCUGUAGUCCUGUAGCUGGGACAUCGAUGACUGAGAUCAGCCAGCUGGCUGUAAGUGAAUCCCAGCCGGAAGGAGAGACUCAGAGCCCUGCUGAGGAGAUGACUAUGCCAGAAGACAAGGAACCAAAUGGAAUGCAGUUGCCAGCAAGCCCACAGCCAGAGACAGAAACCCCACCACCAUGUGCUGGUGCCCAGGUGGAAGAUGCAAGAAAUGAAGCCAGUACACAGGGAGAGGAGGCAGAGAAGGCUCCUUCAGACACUCCGGCUGAAGCAGUGGAGACAGGUGGUGAGGCAGCUGCAGAGGAUAAGUCCAUUCUGGAGCCAGGCAGAGACGCAGAGGAUCAGCAACAACAGCAGCAACAGGAGGAGGAGGAAGAGGCUGAGGGGUGUUCCCUGAGGAUGAGAACAGCCACAAAACGCAAAAACAGGCCCUGUUCGCUUCCAGUCUCUGAGCUGGAGACAGUCAUCGCAUCAGCCUGCGGGGAACCUGAAACUCCCCGCACCCACUACAUUCGCAUCCAUCACUUGCUUCACAGCCUGCCCUCAGCCCAGAUGAGUGAUGAAGCUGAAGAGGACGCCAGCACCCUGGACUCGGAGGAACUGACGUUGAAACCUGUGGAAGACAAGGAUGCAACAGAGGACAGCUCCUCUGAGACACAGUCCCACAGCAUUACCAUGGACACAGACAGCUGUGGCAGGAGGACUUUGCCCCGCAGCCUCUCAAUCGAGCGUCUCUCAGACUUGAACCAGCUGCUGGAGAGUGAGCAGCCCCAUCUGGAGAGCGAAAGCGAGUCCAGCCAGAGGCUGCCGGGGGAGAACGACUGUGACUUGUGUGACACCUCCUGCUACAGCACCUCCUGCUACAGCACCUCUUGCUACAGCACCUCCUGUUACAGCAACUCGGGCUACGAGGGGGGCAACCGCUUCUCUAGUCACACCCGCUUCUCCUCUUUGGACAGUCCCCGCAUCUCCGAGAGCACCGUCUUCUCCUCGCAAGAAGAAGAGGAGGAGGAGAACAGCGCCUUUGAAUCGGUGCCUGAUUCCGUCCAGAGCCCCGAGACCAAUGAGAGAGAGCCUGGAGACGGCACUGCCCAGUGGGAGGAGGAGCCAGCAGCGCAGGAGGAAAGCCCCCAGAGCAACACGGAGAGCGGGGAGUCCCCUGUGCCAGGUCCCAGCAGCAGAGGCCAAGGCAAUUGCCCCUUGCCAUGCAGUCAUCCUCCAGUCAGCCAGCUUCCUGCUUUGCGACCUGAUCCCCACCAUUACCCAACUAUCGAUGAACCGUUGCCACCAAACUGGGAGGCCAGGAUUGACAGUCAUGGAAGAGUUUUCUACGUGGACCAUAUCAACAGGACCACCACCUGGCAGCGGCCAACCACAGCAGCCACUCCAGAUGGGAUCCAACGUUCAGGCUCUGUGCAGCAGAUGGAGCAACUGAACAGGAGGUACCAGAACAUCCAGAGGACCAUUGCAACAGAGAGGAUGGAGGAGGAGACCAGCAGCCGGAGGAGUGAACGAGCAGGAAGCUCAGAGACUGACAAUGACUCUCCACCACAAGCCACAGAACUGAGAAGAGAAGGUCCCUCAUCUCCAAUCAACAGUCAGAAGAUCACAUUGUUACUGCAGUCCCCUGCUGUCAAAUUCAUCACUCAUCCUGAGUUCUUCACAGUUCUCCAUGCAAAUUAUGGUGCUUACCGAAUGUUUACAAAUAGUACUUGUUUAAAGCACAUGAUCCUGAAGAUUCGCAGAGAUGCCCGGAACUUCGAGCGAUAUCAGCAUAACAGGGACCUGGUUACAUUCCUCAAUAAGUUUGCUGACACUCAGCUGGAGUUGCCCCGGGGCUGGGAGAUCAAAACUGACCAACAAGGAAAGUCAUUUUUUGUAGACCACAACAGUCGAGCAACCACAUUCAUUGAUCCCAGGAUUCCUCUCCAGAACGGGCGGCUGCCGAACCAUCUAACGCACCGCCAGCAUCUCCAGAGGCUCCGCAGCUACAGCGCUGGGGAGGCUUCAGAAGUGUCACGGAGUCGAGGAGCAUCUUUGUUAACACGUCCUGGCAACAGCCUUGUUGCAGCCAUAAGAAGCCAGUAUCACCAGGAUGCAGUACCACUAGCCUAUAAUGACAAGAUAGUUGCUUUCCUUCGCCAACCCAACAUUGUUGAGAUGCUUCAAGAGAGGCAGCCAAGCCUUGCCAGAAAUCAUGCCCUGAGGGAGAAAAUUCAUUACAUUAGGACUGAAGGCACCCAUGGUGUAGAGAAACUGUCUUGUGAUGCAGACCUUGUUAUACUAUUGAGCCUGUUUGAAGAGGAGAUCAUGUCCUACGUGCCGCCACAUUCCUCAUUCCAUCCUGGAUACAGCUUCUCUCCCCGCCACUCUCCCGGCUCCUCACCACAGAACUCCCCAGGUCUGCAGAGGGCUAGUGCCAGAGCUCCUGCACCGUACCGGAGAGAUUUCGAGGCCAAGCUCCGCAACUUCUACAGGAAGCUGGAGGCCAAGGGCUACGGCCAGGGGCCAGGAAAAAUCAAGUUGAUUAUCCGGCGAGACCACCUGCUGGAAGGCACCUUUAAUCAGGUGAUGGCCUACUCACGAAAGGAGCUCCAGAGGAACAAGCUCUAUGUCACCUUCGUAGGAGAGGAGGGCUUGGACUAUAGUGGACCCUCCAGGGAGUUCUUUUUCCUGCUAUCCCAGGAGCUCUUCAACCCGUAUUAUGGCCUGUUUGAGUAUUCUGCUAAUGACACAUACACAGUGCAGAUCAGCCCCAUGUCAGCAUUUGUGGAAAAUCAUCUGGAAUGGUUCAGGUUCAGUGGGCGUAUCCUUGGGCUGGCGCUGAUCCAUCAGUACCUGCUGGACGCGUUCUUCACCAGGCCUUUCUACAAAGCUCUUCUGAGGCUACCAUGUGACCUGAGUGACCUGGAGUACCUGGAUGAGGAGUUCCACCAAAGUCUACAGUGGAUGAAAGACAACGAUAUCACUGACAUACUGGACCUAACCUUCACUGUAAAUGAGGAGGUCUUUGGUCAGGUAACAGAAAGGGAGCUCAGGUCAGGUGGCGCCAACAUGCAGGUGACGGAGAAGAACAAGAAGGAGUACAUUGAGCGAAUGGUGAAGUGGAGAGUGGAGCGCGGGGUGGUGCAGCAGACAGAAGCAUUGGUGCGGGGCUUUUAUGAGGUGGUGGACUCCAGGCUGGUUUCAGUGUUUGACGCCAGGGAGUUGGAGCUGGUGAUUGCUGGAACUGCAGAGAUCGACCUGAAUGACUGGAGGAACAACACAGAGUACAGAGGAGGAUACCACGAUGGGCACAUCGUGAUCCGGUGGUUUUGGGCUGCUGUGGAGCGCUUCAACAAUGAACAGAGGCUUCGUCUGCUGCAGUUUGUGACGGGCACUUCCAGUGUUCCGUACGAGGGCUUCGCCGCCUUGAGGGGAAGCAAUGGCCUCAGGAGAUUCUGUAUCGAGAAAUGGGGCAAAGUCACUUCUCUUCCCAGGGCUCACACAUGUUUCAACCGCCUUGAUCUCCCUCCCUACCCCUCUUAUACAAUGCUGUAUGAGAAGAUGUUAAUAGCCGUGGAGGAAACCAGCACUUUUGGGCUGGAGUGAAGACCAGAGACUUCUGACCUCUGUUAAAUGGCUGGGAAAAAUCCCCUUUUUUUCAUAUAAUUUUCUGCAGACAAUUUCUUUUUUUUACUUCUAAUAUGUAUGUCAGGACUAAAAAGAACUUUUCUGCAUGUGUGUUACUCACCUGAUGUAAUGGACCUUUUCUGAGCUCUUGCACAAAGAGAGAUGUAUGCAAUACAAAAUACCUGGCUCCAGCCUACUCAGCGCCUUGAUGUUGCUCACGUGUCCGCCAACCCCAUCAGUUCCGCUGAGAUGUUGCUUUAUGUCACUGUGCACUUCAUCCACCCCACAUCUCGCUGCAUCACUGGGGCAGCAGGAGAAGCAUCAGCCUGUGAUGGCAGGUCGGCAUCCACUGUAGGUGAGGUCAUCACCCUCAGUUACCGUGCACCAGUGCACACGCAUUCCUGGAGACUGCUGAGGAAGAAUGUUUAGUGACUACAAGCCAAACAAUGUUCUUUUUUUAUGGAAUUUCUUUGUACGGAGAAUCGUGUCUUUUUGCAAAAAAAUCCCUCUUUUUUAAUUUUAAGAAUGACUUUACAUGAGGGCACCAUUUGGGUUACAUAGGGGAAGUGAAGCAUUAGACGUUCAGAACCCUGCUAAUCAGGCUUCAUGUCCCCUUCACCUCGUGACAGAGCAGUGUGGGUUGGCCUUCUUCCCAGAACACCUGAAAUGAUCUCAGAUAUCCUGGUGCUUACUACAAUAUACAGUAUACCAUUGGUCGGAAACUGCAAAGCUUGAUGGGGAUGUGUUUACUUGAAAUACGCAGCAUGAAAUGAAAGGAGAUGAAAGAUGACAAAUAAGGUCUGUGUUUUCAUUCCUUACAUGUUUAGAAGUAUUUUGAGUUUGUGUUUGUUUCUGGUAAAAAAAAAUAGAACUAUAAAAUCUCCUGUUAAAUUUCUGAAGUAACUGUUCACUGACAGAAAUUAAGUUGAGCAUCUGUCACCACCUUAAUGUGAGAACUGUCUUUAUAGUACAUUAACAUGGCUUCAUUGCAACUGGAGACAACCAUUUUUACAGAGGAGUCACAGCUUUGAACUGUUUUCUUUUUUUAUUUUACCUUAUAACAUCUUAAAUUAUUAAAAGAUUUAUUUUAUUUUUCAGAAAGGAAAAUUGGGGUUAUGGAGGGUUUGUGUGAAGCUGCUUAAAUUUCUCACAACCCCUAAAUCAAAAAAGGGAAGUAAAUGAAAUAAAACUAUGUAUACUGUAUAUAUUUAUGUCUCUGUAGCAAACAGACCAGCUAAAAUUUUUCAGAGAAAGUUUGAACAAAUGUGCAGCAGGUAAAUCCGCAAUACAGAUAAGUAUCUAUUUUGUGGUCUGAGCAUUGCACACAGUGGACACAAGUCCACAUAAAAAAGCUCCACUAUUACUGAAUACUAUUUAUGGUGAAAAACCACCUUUUGAUUCUUAUAUGGUACAGGAAAAAAAAACAAUUAUAUGUGUCAAGGCCUGUGGAGUUCAUUUGGAGUUUGAGGACCCUGUGAGAGCUACAAUAAUGAUUUGUGUAAAUGGGAUGGAUCAGAUUCCCCAGCGUGAUAUGACUCUGCUGACUACAGAUAGUCACCCCUGCCAUCUUACAGUUACAGUUACAAGUACCUAUAUUACAUUGUUGCAGUUGUACCAACUGAUAUGGGCUGCAUUUUAUUUUGCCUCCAUAAUUUUGUUCCCCUCAGGGAAAUUGCCCAUUUUGGGGUUUGCCACAGUGAAACAUGGGGCACCUUUAUUUUUUUUAAAUUAUUUAUUUUCUACCUUUCUGUAGAAAAUAUCGAUAUAUCUUCUACACUUUGUAAAUUGGUACCAGAUCAUGACUGCAGCCAUCCAGUCUUCAGGCCCAGGUUGUAAAAGGAUUGCAUUCAAGAUACUGUAAGUUGGAUUCAUUCAUUUGAUUUGUAAAUUAUGUUACUUAUGGGACUAUGAAGAAGAAAACAUUAACAGCCUCUUUGAGAGAAAAAUCAAUGUUUAAUAUAUGUUACUGUUUCAUCUAUGGAUUAUUUAGUAUUUUAUAACAAUAUUAAAUAAACUAGCCAAAUAAUGCCCUUUGGGACUUAAUAAUUUCUCAUUGUUUUUUAUUAAUACUUUUCAUUUAGUAUUGAAAAGCCAUUUCAAUACAGUUUUCACACUCCUGUAUUUUAACAGUUCUGCAAGGGGUUGAAAAAUGAGGUCUUGCAGCCUCCUGAUACAGUAAAAUAAAUGUUAAGAGAAAUAUCAAACUUGGAGAUUCUAAAUUUGAAAAGUUGAUCUUUAGGAAACAUUCUAGUAAAGAUGUUUCUUUCAGUACUGAUUUGAUAAUAAUAAUGAAAUGUUACAGUAUGUGAGUCCCCAGGGUGUUACCCAUUGCCUCACCUUGGCUGCUUGAAUACAUACAGCAGAUGCACUAUACUGUAUAAGUUAUGGCAUGAGAUGAACACUUGCCACAUCACAGAUGUGUACAGUAUAUAGUGGCCCAAGUGGAAAUUGUGGUAUUAGAACAUACAUUUUAUGUGCCUCAGUAAAACCUUUUAAUAUUGUAUGUCACUGCUUGAGAUUAAGAAUGACUUAAGUAUUAAGAUGAAGACAUCAGCCAAACUAAAACUGGAGAUAAUAAAUCUCACAAAAGUGCACUCCAAGAAUUAAAAUGUGUGAGAAGUACUGACUGGCUCAUGAAGCAUGAUGGAUUAGAUCAUUUUCUUGUUUACCUAGCCAUCCCCUGGUUACAGUAAUCAGUCCUAUUGUCUAAAUAAUAAUAAUAAUAAUAAUAAUAAUAAUAAUAAUAAUAAUAAUAAUAAUGGUAAUAAUUUCUUUAAAAGUCAUAACCAAUAUCUUAAAUGGCCAAUGUAGAUUGAUCUGUAGAAGUAUUUUCAUGCAAAAAUGAAAAACAGAGAAAAGAAGAAUUGUUAAAGGUUUUGUCUGUGCCUCUACCAACUGUUGCUCAUAGCUCUGCCAUCUUCAGGAAAGAUUGUCAGGAUGUGAACUGCUCUGCAUUGGAACUCAUUCAUCACUUAUAGAUCCCAUAAACUUUCAGAAUGCUGAUUUUGAAAGCAUUGUCUCCAUAUCAUUCAGCUGCUUUCACCAAGCCUGCUCAUGUCUGUAUUUUAUUUUGUAUUUACUAUUUUAUUAAUAAUUGUUCUCCCUAGAAGCCCCUUGUCAUGGAUGUGCUCAUCAAAUGGCUGAUUUGCUUUGGUUUUAUAACAGGUCACUUAAUUCUCAGGCUGUGCUUUCAAUUUAAUCAUAUCUCUGUAGAUGAAUGUCAAUAAACAAUCACUUUGUAAUGCA
This is a messenger RNA of Lepisosteus oculatus (spotted gar), 8404 nucleotides long. Its product is annotated as E3 ubiquitin-protein ligase HECW1. The record is from RefSeq and is a predicted model, not a curated record. Gene Ontology annotation, biological process: protein polyubiquitination; regulation of dendrite morphogenesis. Lineage: Eukaryota; Metazoa; Chordata; Actinopteri; Semionotiformes; Lepisosteidae. Gene Ontology annotation, molecular function: ubiquitin protein ligase activity; protein binding. Gene Ontology annotation, cellular component: cytoplasm.